This is a messenger RNA of Vollenhovia emeryi, 1073 nucleotides long. RefSeq names its product green-sensitive opsin-like. The transcript has 4 exons. Gene Ontology annotation, biological process: G protein-coupled receptor signaling pathway. Lineage: Eukaryota; Metazoa; Arthropoda; Insecta; Hymenoptera; Formicidae. Gene Ontology annotation, molecular function: G protein-coupled receptor activity. The coding region runs from base 318 to 935 and encodes 205 amino acids. Gene Ontology annotation, cellular component: membrane; photoreceptor outer segment. The record is from RefSeq and is a predicted model, not a curated record.
GUGCCUGUGGUACAUGCAUCAUUAUUAUACAGUACAAAUAAAUAAUAUCGUAACGUUAUUAUAUCAGUCUCUUAGAAACUAAAUCGAUCAACAUUCGUGAAAUAAAAAUAACGUAUAAAUAAUAUAAUAACGUGUCGCCUCUUCUCGAGUAUUAUAAAUAAAAAUUAUUACGUCAAGAACUCAAGAUUAAUUCACGAAUAAUCUGCCUUGUAGAACACUCAAUUAUUCGAUUAAUAUUAUGCAUUUAUUUAACUGUAAGAAUCAGAUCAAUUUUCAAACUUUCUAACUAAUUUUCUAACUAAAGGUACGCGUGGUUCAUGACUACCAUGGGAUUUGCUAAUAUCGGUAAUCUGACAGUGAUGGCAAUGGAGAGAUUCCUACUAGUCGCAUAUCCGAUGAAGAGAUUAUCAAUAAGGCAUGCUUACAUAUUGGCGUUCUUGGUCUGGAUAUAUGCACUCUCCUUGUCGUUACCGCCAUUCUUCAAUUGGGGAGCUUACGGCCUGGAGGCAGGUAACAUAUCCUGCAGCGUAUCCUGGGAAAAACGCGAUCCUGAAACACACAACGACACUUACAUCGGAUUCUUAUUCGUUUUCGGAUUCUUCCUUCCUAUCAUAAUAAUCACGAGUAGUUACUGCGGCAUAAUAAAGACUUUGAAAAACACAGGAAAACUAAUUGGUGCGAGAAAUAGGCGGGAGAAGAAAGUCACUAGAAUGGUAUACUUAAUGAUUCUGGCUUUUUUAAUUGCUUGGUUGCCGUACGCCGUUCUUGCGCUCGCGACCCAGUAUUUCAAUGUGCAACCCUCCCAUACCGUUGCGUUGUUGCCAGCGCUUUUCGCGAAGUCCUCCAUCUGCUACAAUCCCAUAAUAUAUGCGAUUAUGACUGUCCAGUUCCCCAAAAUUUGGAAGAAAAAUGUUUUCCAUCAAUCGAAACGUUAACAACAAGCAACAGUACGGAAACGAACUUGGAAGGAGAUAAAGGCGAGGAAUAUCAACCGUUUUACAGCCAAAUUGGGUAGAAAGAUAUAAUAAUAUACAGGGUGAGGCAUUUAAAACUGUUUUUCAGAAUAUUUGGAA